This is a messenger RNA of Triticum dicoccoides, 638 nucleotides long. Its product is annotated as protein NEGATIVE REGULATOR OF RESISTANCE-like. Bases 74 to 439 code for a protein of 121 amino acids. Gene Ontology annotation, biological process: regulation of systemic acquired resistance. The record is from RefSeq and is a predicted model, not a curated record. NCBI's taxonomy places the organism in Eukaryota, Viridiplantae, Streptophyta, Magnoliopsida, Poales, Poaceae. The transcript has a single exon.
CCAGACACAAACGCACCCAUACAUCACACAUCAAGCAAGCUCGUCCAGAGUCCAGAGUCGCGCGCUGGUGACCAUGGACGCGCCGAGCGGCAACGCCAAGCGCAAGCGCUCGUCCGCCGAAGCCCCGGCCCCCGUCGGCGUCGAAGACGUAUCCGACACCGAGGUCGAGGAGUUCUACGCCAUACUCCGCCGCAUGCGGGACGCCUCCCGCCGGCUCGUCUCGGGCGGGGUCGCCGCCCCGGCUCCGGCCCCGCGCGCGCCGGCAUGGUGCCCCAGCUUCUCCUGGGAGGACUUCGCGCCGCCCGCCCCACCACCGCCGCCUCCAUCGCAGCAGCCCGCCGACGAGCGCGUCGCCGAGAACGCCACGCCGCCGCGGCGGCCCGUCCCCCGCGGCCUCGACCUCAACGCCGAGCCGGAGCCGGAGGUCACCCCCUCGUAGAGGCACGAGGACGACGACCCCUCGGACGGACGGACGGACGGACGGACGGACGGACAUGGGGGAGCUGGCCGGCGACGAUACUCUCCUCUCCCCUGUACCACCCACCGCCCGGCCGGUGCUUUUUUAGCAAACUGAUCAUCUUCAUCUGUUAAUUUACCUUACCACUUACCAGUGGUAAUUCGGUAUGUUUAAACGAUCA